AUUCGCAGAGGUCAAGACCACAGAAUAUCAUGUCACACUUAUUUGACAUACACAACGUUUGAGAGACGAUGGCAGCAGAGCAUGAGACACCCGUAUCUUUGUAUUUCAAAAUGAGUGCUGCGAUCCUUUGGAGAAAUGAGCUGAAAAUAGAAUAUGAGGAAGAUUACGAAGAAACGAAAAAUCGUCUGUUUACGAUUCUAGGAUGGCUGGGCCGAGCGAACCUCGGAAACUCGUUAGUGGCAUCGUGUGAUCUCGCCUCGUAUCUCAAGUUAUCCGUUUCAAAAUAUGUGUUAAAUUAUGGCCCAAGCAUUUUCAUCAAGUUGAACCGCUUUCCAUACAGAGAGGACACUGUUAAUGAAUGGUUUAAUCUUCCUCCUGAAGACGAUUGGCCUGAGCGAGGCGAGGCAGUAAAAGUAAUAAAUGUUGAUAAAUGUGGACUCGAGCGGAAGUGUUACAGGACACAAAAUCAAGUCGAAAAUGCUUUUCCAGAUUCGCUAGAAGAUGACGAAUUCGAAGUUUUCUUUCACGGUACAUCUCAAAAACAUGCUAAAGAUAUAAUUGAGGAUGGGAUUGACUUGAAGAAAGGUGAAAUAGGGAAGGACUUCAGCAAUGGAGAUGGCUUUUAUUUGAGCAAAAAUUUUGAUGAAGCUUUGAGGUGGGCCCGACAAAGACAUGGCCACGGUCCUACAGUGCUCGUGUUUCGAUUAAAGAAAACUGAAUUAAGAGGCGAUGAAAAUGAAAAUGGUUAUGAUCUUCGAAAUCCAUCUGAGAAGAAAGAUUGGCAAGAAGUGGUUGAGCAAUUCCGAAGUGAAAAACCAGAGAGAAAGUUCUGCAAAAAGAUAAAGCGUUACCAGUUUAUCGAGGGACCAAUGGCUUCUCGUUCACGAAAGAAACCAAAAAGCUCUACUCCAGAUCAGAAAGUUGAUUCUUAUCAGCUUUGUGUUCGAGAGGAAAUUUGCGCGGAACUCUUCGACCGCAGUCUUCAUUCUGUAGUUUUCCUCGAUAAGUAG
Pocillopora verrucosa is the source of this 1010-nucleotide messenger RNA. The record is from RefSeq and is a predicted model, not a curated record. Lineage: Eukaryota; Metazoa; Cnidaria; Anthozoa; Scleractinia; Pocilloporidae.